GUUUCGCCGACUGCGUCCAGACAAUAUCAAGCCUAUCCACUGCAAGUGCCUGGAGAGAUGCUGGAAAUUUCCUCACGAGGCUUAUUUCGUGUCUUCGAAAGAUGAAGCUCGAUACCAAGGCUUUGCGAUACCUCAAUCCUACCGACUGGCGCACCCUCACGGCUGUUGAAACUGGCAGCAGAAAUCAUGAAUUAGUGCCGACGUCGCUGAUAGCCAAUUUGUCGAAGUCGAGUCUGGGUGACGUUCAACGCAGUAUAUCGCUGUUGGCCAAGGCCAACCUCAUCGCCAAAGUCCAAAAUGCCAAAUACGAUGGGUACAGACUGACUUACGGCGGUCUAGAUUAUCUUGCCUUGCAUGCCCUUCAGAAAAACAGUACCGUCUACAGUGUGGGCAAUCAGAUAGGAGUGGGAAAAGAGAGUGACAUCUUUGUGGUCAGCGAUGAAAAGGGUGAACAAAGAGUUCUCAAGAUCCACAGAUUGGGCAGAGUCAGUUUCAAGAAAGGCGUGCGCAACAAGCGAGACUAUGCUAGAACAAGAGCACAGAAAGAGAGGGGCGCAGGAAGUUGGAUGUACAUGUCACGACUUGCGGCGGUCAAGGAGUUCUCCUUUCUGCAAGCACUACAUGAUGUUGGGCUCAGCGUGCCAAUCCCUCUAGGACAGAACCGUCACCAGCUCGUCAUGUCUUUGAUCGACGGCUUUCCACUACGACAGAUCGAAAAGGUCCCAGAUCCAGCUGGUCUGUAUGCUGAAUUGAUGGAUAUGCUGCUUCAGUUGUGCUCGCUAGGCCUGAUACACGGAGAUUUCAACGAGUUCAACAUCUUGAUUAAAGAGGUGGAAGAAGGAGAGGAGAUCAAAUUAGUGCCUGUCAUGAUCGAUUUCCCCCAGAUGGUCAGUGUGGAUCAUGCCAAUGCAGAAUUCUAUUUCGACAGGGAUGUUGAAUGCGUGAAACGCUUUUUCGCCAGGCGAUUUGGAUUCACCAGCACAGCGAAUGGCCCGCAUUUCAAGGAUGCGAAGAAGCAGGUUGGUAGAGACGGGGCGCGAAGAUUGGAUGUCGAGGUCGAGGCUUCAGGCUUUUCCAAGAAGAUGGCGAAAGAACUCGAGGCAUACAUGCAAGAGCACGGGGUAGACGGUGACGCCAAAGGAGCCGGAACAUCUGAUAACGAGGAAGACGAUUCCGAUGAGGCGACCAGUGACGACGAGGUCGACGAGCCUGUGGACGAAGCGGCCUCGGACAGGGGAUGACAUGACGCUAAGAUCCAUGAGAAUGCAGUUCGGUCGUCACGCGUGAUGGUCUGGUGGAAGACCUUGUUGACAGGACAACACCAAGUCAUAACUUACAGCUCGUUAUGAGAACGAUAAUCCAGGGC
Molecule: messenger RNA, 1366 nt
Organism: Exophiala viscosa
Lineage: Eukaryota; Fungi; Ascomycota; Eurotiomycetes; Chaetothyriales; Herpotrichiellaceae
Product: RIO kinase 2
Exons: 1
Coding region: 102-1241 (379 amino acids)
Biological process (GO): protein phosphorylation; maturation of SSU-rRNA
Cellular component (GO): nucleus; preribosome, small subunit precursor; cytosol
Molecular function (GO): protein serine/threonine kinase activity; ATP binding
Source: RefSeq, a predicted model, not a curated record